CCUAGGUGGGUGACGAUAGAACGUGCAUCGUGUCAGUUGGUACUUCAAGAUCCACAUUGCGCUACGAUCAAGCGCUACGAGAGAGGGUCCGGCGAGCCGAGAAACGUCGGGACACGGCCGGUCGGUGGUAACUGCGCCGUGGAAGGGUGUGUCGCGAAGCGAACGUUUCGAAUUACCGAUGAGAGGACGUCGAACUACGCAGUUGGCCCGAACGUCCGAGGACCGGGCAACGGGUAGCAGGAAGUAGAAGUGACGGCCGACGAAUCCAUUGUUAACUGGCGAAUUCACGAGCACCUCGACGAUAUAGCCCGGUCAGGCUCUUACGCGAACAGCCGAAUAGGCGCGCUCUGCCUAUUAUCGUUCCCAAGCGUAGAUGUGCUUGCGCUUGAUUAGCAUCGAUUGGGGAGUAGACGCGCGAUACGCGCCGAGGCCAGCAGCACACCACGCAACGCUCUCCUUUUUCUCCCUUUCCUUUAUUUUUGGUAAACGAUAUACAAACCCCUCGGGGAUCAGUGUUCCGUGUUCGAUCGAGUAAACAAAAAGGAGGAGGAGAGGACCGCCGGAGAGACGCGAGGGACUGAUGGCCAAUUUUGGUUGGAAGGACAUGGAUUGGGAUUGGGAAGACGCGGAAGACUCUUCCAGCGAAACGGAGGAGCAGAAGCCGGAGAUUGAUAAGGAGUGGCUUGACGGUAUCCUAAGGGAAUUUCACAAAGAACCGGUCACGAUAACCGAGUGUAACGUGAACCCGGGCUGUAUGAGUAACGAAAGUGUACUGAGCACUAUAAUUAGCGUUAAAGUCAAGUACGUGUUGAACGAGUCGAACACCACACAGGAUCUUUCGUUAAUCGUGAAAGAGCUACCGAAAGAUGCGUUCAGUCGAUUUUUCGUUAACGAGGGGCAGUUCGAUCUCCGGGAGAUUAAAUUUUACACGCAGGUCAUGCCAGACUUGAGAGAAUUCCAAAAGAAACAGCUGGCGUUAGAGGAUAAUCGCGAGAACCUCGGCAAACAGGGCGAAGAGAUACCUCUGUCGGUCCCCGUGUGUUAUCACGCGCAGUACACACCAGCCGAGGAAACCGAGGACAAUCUCACCACACCGGACUCGAUUCUGGUGUUGCAAGACCUCCGUGACUCUGACUUCUGUAACAUUAAGUUCCGAAAAGGAAUGACCUACGAUCAAACCAAAGUCGCAUUGGAAGCUAUAGCACGUAUACACGCGCAUUCCCUAGCGAUGAAGGUUAUCGAGGGGCAAUCUCUCUCUGAACGUUACCCGUUCCUCUUCCAAACAGCGAAAGCAACAAACUCGUAUCAGCAACUGGUCGAGCGUGGUCUACCGCAGCUAGCGAAAUUUUUGGAGAACACUGGACUGGAAGCAAUACUUGAAGCCCUACUCGUAUUAAGACCGAAGACUAUGCACAUAAUAUCGGCACUUCUAGCUCCGGAAGGGCCAUUGACCCUGAUCACACACACAGAUUUCUGGUGCAAUAAUCUGUUGUUCAAGGACGGGCCGAACGGCCUCGAAUGUUGCAUCCUCGAUUGGCAAAUGGUCACCUAUAGCAGACCAACCAACGACAUCGCUCUAUUGAUAGUGAGCUCUUUGCCUACUGAACUGCGCCGGAAACACACAGAAAGUUUUCUCGAUAUUUAUUGGAACGCUCUAACCAGUACGUGCUCACGCCUCGGUGUUGAUAUUCCCAAGGAUUUGGGUUACACGAGAGAAGAUCUGAGCAAGGAUUACAGACGGUCGCAGCUGCUAGCGCUUCUGCUUUGUAUCGGAUCGGUGGAUGUUGCCCUAGGCGAUCCCGACACCGAGCAACGAUUGAUCGAUGUACUAAAGGAUCUUCACAGCGAAGGCGUAUUCACGGAUGAAACUGCCAUUGCAACCAGCGAGAAUGAUUUUUAGUCAGCCGCAAUGCCGUUCAUGAUAGUGCCGCUGUGAAUUCAUAAUCUACGCAAAAUGCAAAUCAAAUGGACGACGGUCAUGGAACCGAGGGUUCGAUAAAUCAUGAACAUUUGACGUUUGAUCGAUGUGAUUCGGAUCAAAAGGCUUGUGUCGAUAACAGUGUAAUUGCGGGUAGUCAAGGAAGUCGACGUUCAAAUGCUGCUACCAUGGAAAGUAUAGCGUUAACGAUAGAACUUUGUGUUCGAGAAUGUUUGGUAAUAAUGAAAGUAUUAACGAACAUGCGUAGGAAAUUACGUCUUCGAUAUAUAUUCAUAAGAUAUUCGUUUGUUCUUGCGACACUUGUUUAUGUUUUGGUAUGACUUGAGCAAGCAUGAUGCUAAUAAAUGCUAUUUGGAAUUAUACAAGUAAACAAAAAUGACUCGAGAGUUGAGUAAUUACUAACAACCUGUACUCUAUGAAAUGCUUUCGGCAUUAAGUGAAACAUUUAAGUCAAUUAUCUACUAGACUGAUUUCAUUUAAAACGAAGUUUCUCUGACCAAAUUUCUUCCCGCAAUUAUUACAACAGCUACGAAAUCGACGUUCUGUUAUCGUCAAUUUACAUACGCAGUAAUUAUAUUAUUAUUCUCUUUCUUUGUACAAACUACAUAAAUAAAAUAUACCUUGAUGUUGUCAUGAACUUAUGGAAGUAUAUCGGUAUUAUUAACGCCUAACCAUGCAUCCCAAACUAUGCAUAUAAAUUAUUGAAUUUGUUUUAUUAUAAUCGUUUCAGUGUUACUGUCUGUGGUUCAAAUAUUCAUUUAAAAAUCGCAGUCGCAUAAUUUUACUCAAAUACCACAUAUAUUUAAUUAUCACAAUCAAUAAUUUAAUAACUGAAUGUAAAAAAUGAUGCUUGACUUACCGAUGCAGUUACACCACCAACGAUAAAGGCGUUCCUUUUAUGCUUGUUGGCCUUUUCGUAUCUUGUGUACAAUUCCUUCCCUACCCAUACUGGUAUA
Nomia melanderi (Alkali bee) is the source of this 2895-nucleotide messenger RNA. RefSeq names its product putative oxidoreductase dhs-27. Lineage: Eukaryota; Metazoa; Arthropoda; Insecta; Hymenoptera; Halictidae. The record is from RefSeq and is a predicted model, not a curated record.